Aedes albopictus (Asian tiger mosquito) is the source of this 2528-nucleotide messenger RNA. Its product is annotated as zinc finger protein 26-like. The coding region runs from base 375 to 2522 and encodes 715 amino acids. Gene Ontology annotation, cellular component: nucleus. The transcript is spliced from 6 exons. Gene Ontology annotation, biological process: regulation of transcription by RNA polymerase II. The record is from RefSeq and is a predicted model, not a curated record. Gene Ontology annotation, molecular function: DNA-binding transcription factor activity, RNA polymerase II-specific; RNA polymerase II transcription regulatory region sequence-specific DNA binding. Lineage: Eukaryota; Metazoa; Arthropoda; Insecta; Diptera; Culicidae.
AACAGUUACUAAUGUUGACAAAGUUCUAUGGCAUACAAAAAAUGAGUAACAUGUCGAAAGAUUUUGAAACUGCACUCACUUUUGUUUAAUAAGUAUAUUUUUUCCUGGUAAGGUUUACUAUUCACUUAAUACUAAACAAGGCUGAUAAUAUUAUUAUUGCAAAAUGCAUGUUCAUGUGGAUGCACGACAUGUCGCAAUGAGUGUGUGAUUGAUUUUCCGUAACCCUAACACAUUUUUGGCUUAUAAAUGUUAAGCGUGAACAAAAAUCUCGGAAAAUGUCAACAAAGUUUUACGAGGUUUCUAGUGCUGAACGUAUUUACAUUAACAUUUUUAAUUUAAAAAUUAAGAGUUCUUCAUUAAUUUAAGUGAACAAAAUGAUUCGUUGUUGCAUUAAAAACUGUGACACCGACGAGAAUGUGGUCAAUUGCACAUCUGUUUUCUUUGUCAGUUUUCCAUCGGAUAUUAUCCUCCGUUUGGAAUGGUUAAAUAUCCUUAAUGCAAACGCUGCUCUACUUCCGGGGUUGGAAGUAACCGUAAGUACCAGGAUAUGCAGUUGCCACUUUGCCGAGGAAGCUUUCGGGAAACAUCCCGUGCACGGGUAUCGCUUCUUGCUUCCGUCUGCCGUGCCUUCCGUAUUCCCGAUUCCGGCAGAACCAGACUUAGCGGCGAUCCAUUUAUCCAAUGUUAUGGUGGAUGAAGAUUCUAAUCUCGAGCCGGAUCCUUUGCUGCAUGAUUUUGCCGAUGCUAGUGAUCUCGUGGACGAUGAGAGUAAUUUGAUUCAAUCUCCCGGCGGCGGAAUGAUGAUUUUUCCGAACGAAGCAAGAUCAGAUGUACCCGAAUAUGUCCCGGUUUCGACGAAUGUCCUGUUGGCGGGUUCCGAUAACGAUGAGUUGAACAAACCACCAAAAGCCAUCGGAAUAGAGUAUGCAGAUGGAAAGUAUUAUUUUCUCCAGUCCGAAGAUGAAUCCGAUGAUGAGCUUAUCGAGCAGGUGAGCAGCUUGGAAGGCGAAUCGGCGAAGUUACCACUAGUGAAGAACGAAGUCGAUCCAGUAGACGACAUCUCAGCAAUGGAAGAUGCGGAAUUAGAAAGCGAUCCGAUGCACGAUAGUGAGAAUCAAUUCGAAAUGGUAAUUUCGGGCGAUUUUGAUCUUAAAGAAGAACUAGAACAGCCAGAGCAGGAAGAGCAGGAUGAUUGUGAUGCGCUGUUUGUGGAAGAGGCACCAACAGAGAUUGGAACGGACAGUUUGAUCGAGGAGGCAAGCGUGAUCACCACAUCGGAAGUGACGGAAGCCGUUGUCGGUCCGGAAUGUUUGUUAAGCGAAGUGGUCGACGAAAGCAGUCACCCGCAGAUACUCGAAGGCGAAGUGGAUGCUGAAUCGCUUAUCGAGAGGGACAGCGGAAGCGUUUACGGCUCGGUUGAGGUGCUUGAUGAACACUUUGCACCUAGUUCCAAGGAGAAAAGAGUAGAUAAACACUUUUGUACGUACUGUAACAAGGGCUUUCAAUACGAAAGCGCUCUGAAGAAACACCUGUUUGUUCACACGGGUUUGAAACCUCAUGUUUGUGACGAGUGUGGUAAAAGUUUUUCACAAAAAAUCAACCUUUCGAUACAUCGCCGAAUACACACGGGAGAGGUACCGGUGAAAAAGUACAGUUGUUCCGUGUGUGAUAAGAAAUGCAUCCGAUUGAGCGAGUUAAAGAUUCACUUGAAAACGCAUUGGAAAAAGUUACCCCAUGCCUGUACGCUGUGCACCGAACGUUUCGCAGACAUAACCAACUAUUACGAGCAUAUCAAAUCGCAGCAUAAAACCGAAAUAUCCCUCCAGGAGUGCAUAGACAUGAUAGCUCAGAACGAAAACGCCGAGCUGAUUGUGCAAGGAGACGAGGAUACGAUCACAGUCGAUGACGGAAUGUACCGCUGCGCGGUGUGUCUGAAAACGUUCAAGACCGAAAAGCUACUGAAGAAACACAAACGAAAGCUGCACCCCAAGGUUUUCGUUUGCGCCAGUUGCCCGCGGCAGUUCCUCUACAAAAGUUUGCUGGAUAAACAUGCGCGUGUUCAUACUCAGGAAAAACCUUACAAAUGCACACAAUGUGAUACGUCAUUUUCCCAGAAGGUUAACCUAGAAGUACACCUGGGUAAGAAACACAACAUUCACGUGCGGAACGUUCAGCCUAAAAUGUUUAUCUGUGAAUAUUGCAACAAGUCCUUCGACCGGCCAUCUACUUUACAAAUCCACAUUCGGACUCACACGAAGGAACGGCCAUUCGGGUGUAUGGAAUGCCCGAAAUCGUUCGCGUCGAACAGUGCUUUAGCCUCACACAUCAAAACCAACCAUCGGGGAGAGUCAAUUCUUUUACAAUCACUCCAAAGAUACCCAGCUGCAAAUGCAGAUAGUAUAGUUCUGGAGGAACAAAGUACAAUGUCUGAGGUAAUUGAAGAGGAGGAUGACGAUGAUGUCAAAUUCAUACAAUAUUCGAUACAGUUUGUGAAUACUGAUGAAAAAAGAGAGAUUUUUUAAAAGAAA